Molecule: messenger RNA, 1080 nt
Organism: Linum trigynum
Lineage: Eukaryota; Viridiplantae; Streptophyta; Magnoliopsida; Malpighiales; Linaceae
Source: the annotation of a GenBank genome assembly
UUUCUUUAGUCUCGAGUCGGAAACCCCUGGUGCAAAUUAUAGAUACCCCUAUCUGGAAGAAAACUUGGGAUAUUGUGGUUCCUCCAAAAUUAAAAUUCUUCAUCUGGCAAUGUCUAAGAGUAAUUCUUCCAACUGUGGUGGCACUUGAGUCUAGAGGGAUUAAUUGUCGUACCCGGUGCCCGGUUUGUUGGAGAAGUGCAGAAAGUAUUGAACACCUAUUCUUUAGAUGCCCCUUGGCCACCAGAUUGUGGUCGCUUAUGGGCCUAAAUGACUUUAUUACCUCGGCCCCGACUGUGAAUUUCAGUCUCUGGUGGCGACAUGUUAUGCUUUCUGAGCACCCCCAAACCCAUGUUCUUCUGUACGUUUGCGUAUUGUGGAGAAUCUGAAAGUCUCGAAAUAAGGUGGUUUUUGAGCAUUUACAACCUCAUGCCCAGUCUCUAGCCCGCCAAUGUUUUUUCCAUGUCCGUGAAGUCUCUUCUUCUCUUCCUCCUGCGCCAUCCUCCAAGUUCUCGCCUCCUCUCCUGGGUCCCUCCUCCUGAUGAUUUUUUGAAGAUCAACUUUGAUGCUGCAGUUCGUGUUUCCGGUUGUUCGUCUGGUCUAGUAAUUCGUGGAGCAGACGGGCAUGUAGCUUUGGCAGUAGGGUUUCAGCACUCUGGCAUUACUGAUCCCUACCUAGCAGAGCUUCUUGCUGCCAGAGACGCCGUUUCCCUGUUGGUCUCCAAGUCUCUACCUCGUGUCAUCAUCGAAGGAGACUCUGAAGUGGUGGUUCGUCAGCUUCGUCAGGGUGAUUCUUCUGAUUCCUUAGGAGGACCAGUGCUUCGGGAUUGCUUCCUUCUCCUUGCUUCUGCUUCUGUCUCCUUAGAGUUUAGAGCAGUGCCUCGGACUGCUAACAGGGCUGCCCAUAGAGUGGCGCAGAGAGCCCUGCUUCUUUCUCCUCUUGAGUUAUGUUCUUUCGAUUUUGUUGGGUGGCUUCAUUGAUGUAAUAGGUUGGGAGGUGUUCGGGUAGUUUGUAUAGUUCUCUCUUUUGACAUUUCUUGGAAAAAAAAAAUUAUUCAGAUAGAAUAAAUAUGUAAAUUUAAC